AUGAGCAAGAUAGAUGCGCCGCCAGCACUAGGUCAGAAGUGGGAGUAGAGGAGCGACCGAAACAGUUGCUGCCGCCGUCCAGUCCAGUCCAGGCGUCCACCAUGGUCUCCCCAACAGCGCUUCGGAUCCCCGCGCGCACCCACCCCGCCCUCGACUGCCGCCAAUCGCCUCACGCCGUCGUCAUCCGCUGCCGCCGCUCGGCCUCCGUUUCGCCGCCGCCGCCGGGGGACGCUAACGGCUCCACCGGCGUGCCCGCGCCGGCGCCGGCGCCGGCCAUCUCACUGCCUCGGCCGCUCACGAGCGCGGAUCUGAUGGAGGCCAGCGGAGACGGUUUGAAGGUAGCAUACCAGGGAUGCCCUGGAGCCUACAGUGAGGCCGCCGCCAAGAAGGCGUACCCGAGCUGCCAGACCGUGCCGUGCGAGUACUUCGAGACCGCCUUUCAGGCUGUUGAAAAUUGGGUAGCUGACCGUGCAGUCCUGCCACUCGAGAAUUCCCUGGGUGGUAGCAUUCAUCGAAACUAUGACCUGCUACUUCGCCAUAGGCUGCACAUUGUUGGUGAGGUGCGGCUUGCAGUUCGCCAUUGCUUGUUAGCAAAUCAUGGUGUGAAGAUCGAAAAUUUGCGAAGUGCCAUGAGCCAUCCUCAAGCUCUCGCACAGUGUGAACAAACACUAACAAAGUUAGGCAUUGAGCAUAGAGAAGCUGUUGAUGACACAGCAGGUGCAGCAAAGCUAAUUGCAGAACAAAGACUCCAGGACACUGGGGCAGUUGCUAGUUCGUUGGCAGCUCAACUUUAUGGACUGGAUAUUCUUGCAGAAAAUAUUCAGGAUGACACGGAUAAUGUAACCCGCUUUAUGAUGUUGGCUCGGGAACCCAUUAUUCCUCGUACUGAUAAGCCAUUCAAGACUAGCAUAGUCUUUUCUCUAGAAGAAGGGCCUGGACAACUAUUUAAGGCGCUGGCAGUGUUUGCUUUGAGAAAAAUUAAUCUCACGAAGAUGGAAAGCCGUCCACACAAGAAAAAGCCUCUACGUAUAGCUGAUGAUAAUAGUUCUGCACCGUUGAAGCAUUUCGACUAUCUCUUCUAUGUAGAUCUUGAGGCGUCAAUGGCUGAUCCAAAUGCUCAAAAUGCUCUGGCAAACUUAAAGGAGUUCGCGACCUUUCUAAGAGUUCUUGGGAGUUACCCUACUGAUGUCAGUGAAGCAUGAAUUGCCAAGUACCUGUUUCAGAAAUAGGGCCAGGGGCUUACGAUUGCUUCUACCGCCAGCUUGAAAACAUCGACAGUACAAGUGAUACUAAAUUGGAGGGUAAAGAUAUGAUAUAAAUAUAAAGAGAAGAGAAUGGCGGCACAAAGGUGCACAUGUUUUGUUUCUUUGUUUUAAGUUCUCUUUGUUGUGUUACUCACGGUUUCCUUUUGAAAUGGGACUUUGCAAUUUCCCAUUUUCACCAAAGGAUACUGAUGAGAUACCGAAUACCAAAAUUUGGUUCAAAUACAGUUCGACAUUUCCUUUGUUAGACCGAGAUUUUUCUGUUGAUUCGCAUAUUUUUACAUAGUACCCAUUUUCGUGUAUAACGUGUUAUCUCGUUAUCGUUUUUUUUCUUUUAAUAUCAUAGGGCAUGAUCAUUGGCAAUCCGUCAUCUUAAAUGUUAAUAAUGUGGUCUGUUAUUUCAAUGCCAAACAAGGGCAGG
This is a messenger RNA of Oryza brachyantha (malo sina), 1683 nucleotides long. Its product is annotated as arogenate dehydratase 2-like. The record is from RefSeq and is a predicted model, not a curated record. Gene Ontology annotation, molecular function: prephenate dehydratase activity; arogenate dehydratase activity. Gene Ontology annotation, cellular component: cytoplasm; chloroplast. The coding region runs from base 102 to 1202 and encodes 366 amino acids. Gene Ontology annotation, biological process: L-phenylalanine biosynthetic process. The transcript has 12 exons. NCBI's taxonomy places the organism in Eukaryota, Viridiplantae, Streptophyta, Magnoliopsida, Poales, Poaceae.